Myotis daubentonii (Daubenton's bat) is the source of this 317-nucleotide messenger RNA. RefSeq names its product ZNF593 opposite strand (gene ZNF593OS). The transcript is spliced from 2 exons. The record is from RefSeq and is a predicted model, not a curated record. Bases 1 to 222 code for a protein of 73 amino acids. Lineage: Eukaryota; Metazoa; Chordata; Mammalia; Chiroptera; Vespertilionidae.
AUGCGACUGCGAUGCCUGACCCCUGGCUACUUCCGGGUGCUACAGAUGCAGGUAGCCGGGGAGCUGAAGGCAGAGCCCCGGAGUCCGCUGGCUGGGGUUGUGGCUACACUGCUGGCUGUCCUUGGACUGGGUGGCUCCUGCUAUGCUGUCUGGAAGAUGGUGGGACAACAGCCAUCGCCCCAUGACGAAGUGGGCAGCCUGUCGCCUGGGCCCCGGCGGUAGGCAACUCAGCAGGGACUGCAAUCUUGGGGUCCCACUUCAUUUCUGCCCUCGUUGGAAGCAGAGCCGUAAAAACCUGAUUCUACACCCCUCACCCC